Messenger RNA from Filobasidium floriforme, 1304 nucleotides. Its product is annotated as homoserine kinase. The transcript has 4 exons. Gene Ontology annotation, molecular function: homoserine kinase activity; ATP binding. Bases 71 to 1150 code for a protein of 359 amino acids. Gene Ontology annotation, biological process: L-threonine metabolic process. NCBI's taxonomy places the organism in Eukaryota, Fungi, Basidiomycota, Tremellomycetes, Filobasidiales, Filobasidiaceae. The record is from RefSeq and is a predicted model, not a curated record.
UCGAAGUCAGAUAGCAGCGACGUCGUGACCACUUCCCCACUCAUAACUUGACACCCGUCGUAGCCACAACAUGUCAUCCAUAGAAUACGACAAGUACCUCAUCGGUGUACCGGCCACCACUGCCAACGUCGGACCUGGAUUCGACGUCGCCGGGAUCGCCUUGACCCUCUCCCUCAAGCUCACCGUAUCCAUCCCUAAACAAAAGCCAGCCGAGCACUCUCUUCCCGUCAUCGAGUACACCGGGCUCGACAGCGAAAACGUUCCCUUGUCUCCUUACAAGAACCUCCUCACACGGGUCGCUCUCUACGUCCUGAGAUGUAACGAUAUCCCGACUUUCCCCUCGGGCGUGCACAUCUUGGCCAACAACCAGAUCCCUUUCGGACGUGGACUGGGUUCAUCAGGAGCUGCGGUCAUCGCCGGUGUCCUCCUAGGUGACCUCUUGGGAAACCUCAAACUCGACAAGUCCCGAUUGCUGGAUUUCGCUCUGAUGGUAGAGAGACACCCAGACAAUGUCACCGCGGCGCUCAUCGGCGGGUUCGUGGGGUCUUACCUCAAAGAACUAUCUCCGGAAGAGACCAACGCUUCUCAAAUCCCCCUUGCCGAGGUCUUGCCGGAGUACCCUCCUGAUGCUGGGGAGAACUGGGGUCAGGAUCCUCCCAAGCCGCCCAAAGGAAUCGGGCAUUACGUCAGGUUCGGAUGGGCACCCGAGAUCAAGGCGGUCGCUGUGAUGCCUCAAUUCGAGUUGGCCACUGCGAAGGCUCGAGGAGUUUUGCCAGAAAGCUAUUCUCGGAAAGAUAUGGUAUUCAACCUGCAACGACUGGCAGUCCUUACCACCGCCCUCUCACGAUCACCUCCCGACCCAGAACUUAUCUACGAAGCCAUGAAGGACAGGAUUCACCAGCCUUACCGGAUGGCCUUGAUCCCUGGUCUCCCAGAGAUCCUGGCCUCGUUGACACCGCAGACGCAUGACGGGCUUCUCGGGAUCUGUCUGUCAGGUGCAGGGCCAACAAUCUUGGCUUUGGCCACGCACGACUUUGAUGACAUUGCCAAGAAGAUCAAACAGAUCUUUUCGGAACACGGGGUGGAGGUCGCUUGGGAGUUGUUGAGCAUAGACGAGAGGGGAGCCUAUGUGGAGAAGCUAGAGUCGUAGGGCGAGAUCUCGAUCUGAUCAGAUAAAAGAGGCAUUAUUUGGACACAUCUGUCAUGGGAACACCUGUCAUCUCCCUGUCGGAUUCCAACAGACAUUUCGUCUAGGCCGACCUACCACUCCCGUCUCGGUGACCGCCUACUUUGAAGCUUUACGA